Molecule: messenger RNA, 4692 nt
Organism: Maniola jurtina (meadow brown)
Lineage: Eukaryota; Metazoa; Arthropoda; Insecta; Lepidoptera; Nymphalidae
Exons: 12
Coding region: 123-4583 (1486 amino acids)
Source: RefSeq, a predicted model, not a curated record
AGGAUGGCGGCGCGCCGGGUGCUAGUGCUAAUAUUGUGGUUGUAAAUUGUAAUACAGUUAAAAUGAUCACAAUGCGAUGGUGGUAGCUCAGAAGUAAAUAAUUGUGAAAAGCUUUAUUCAAAAUGAGUGCUUAUGAGAACUCAGUGUUUGAUUUUGACAUCAAUUUCCUCCAUCCAUCAGAAAUUACCGUGAACAAUACUCAGAGUGACAAACGGCGUAAACAAGUACUGCUAUGUAAAAAGAAAAUUGUAGGCACAGAUGUGCUUCUUAAAAAUCACUAUAUGUGUAGAGAAAAGCUGGAAGCGAAAGAGGUUAUGUAUCUAACUGCAAAAGAAGAAUGUAAACAAGUGUGUAUAGACUACCAAGAUGCUUUGGAGAAAUAUAUGCAAUUAGAAAAAGAACUGCACACACUUAGGAAACAAUAUGCAGAAAUUGAGUCAAAAUGUAUAUUGUAUGAGAAUCAGUAUGAAGGGAUGAAGUCUCAUGCUAAUCAGCUUCAGCUUUUAGUAAAAGAACGUGAAUCAAGUAUUGAAGCUCUAAAAGUUGAGAAACACUUAGAGAAAAAUGAUGCUGUUGAUUAUGAAAAGAACCUCGCUGCCAAAGAAAAAGAAAUUGAGGACCUUCUGAAGCAUCUCAAAAGUCUUGAUAUAGAUAAUGCACUUAAAAUGGUUCCAAAAAAAAUACGCAAGCGGCACAAAUUAUUAUUACGAAAGUAUGAUAAUUUAAAGACUAUUUGUAGUGAAGACGACUCAUCAGAUAGCGGCAAUGAGCAGCCGGAUAGCUUCGACGAUCCACCACAUUCACCCUUGUUCACUGCCCCUGAGGACUCUGCAGGGGAUCAAAUUAAACAUGAUGUCUUCAAGACAAAUAAUAUGAAAAUCUGUGUCAAAAAAGAUUCGACGAGACUCAAUGAAGAUAACGACUCCGAUUUUAGCAAUGAAGUUGUGAGCGAAGACACUGGGCGUGGGUCCUCUUUAGCAUUUUCAGAUGGUGAAAAGUGUUUCAGUAGUCCAGAUUAUUACAGUAAUGAUAGUCCUAUAACAAAAGAAAUAAAUCAAGCCAAUGAACUACGUGUUUUGAUAAAUACAGGAACCAGUCCAAUUAGAAGCCAUGAAGUAAGAUCUCCCUGUAUAUUCGACGAUGCAGCAGACAUGAAUAGCCUGGAGUAUUUUAUUACUGACAUUCCCUUAAGUAACGAAAUUGUUACAAUCAAAGAAAAAAGAAAAUUGAUUGAUAUUGGCACCAGUCCAAUUAAGGACUUAGAAAAAGUUACUGUAGCAACUAGUCCCUUGUUGUUUGAUGAAUGUGUUGAACAAAAUGUUAGUGAAGCAGUCUCUAAAUCAGAAACAACAGAUUACCAAACAAGGGAUGUUAAUGAUAAAUGUCAGAGCGAUAUAAAUACCAGGAAAACCCCGUGUAUACUAAUAACUGAUGAUACUGUAUCUGGUGUAAAAGGAAAGCAUACUAAAAUUGACAAUUUAGCAAGUCAUUUUGAGCUUGAAAUAAGUGGAAAAUCAGUUGAAGAAAAGAAAUGCUUGGAAAGAAAUAACAGCAUCAACUUUUGUGUCGAAAAUAGUAAUGAUGAUGAAAUUGAAAUGAUAUUAAAUACUAUGCGAUUGACACACAAGCCUAUAACACCUAUUCCCGAAACUCCCGUGGAAAAACAUAAAAAUAAAAGUAGAAAAUUAGAAGAGAUAGAACGAGACAAUUCAAUACUGAAAGAGGAAAAUAAAAUUAUACGAUCACGUCUAGUUGAUCUCAGUAAAGAGAUAAUGAAUAUAAAGUGCUUCUUAAAGAUUGAUAAAUCUAAAGAAGAGGUAGCUAAUGAAGACAAUAUUUGUGUAAAUACUGAAAUAUUUGAUGAUACUAGUCAAGAAACAAUAUUUAUAAGUGCUAAUGGAGAUGACAGUAAUAAUAAAAAUGAAGAAAGUGAAAUCAACAGUUUUAGCUUUUCAAAUUCUUUAAGAAAUGAAGUAUCCCAGGAAUUAGAGUAUGACAUACUGAAACCGGCGGCUCCAUCUUGUCUUUCUAAACAAAACGAUAUAUCCCAAGUCCAUGAAUCCCCAGCAACUGAUAUUUUAAUUGAAGAUGUUGCUCAUGUUACUAAGAAUGAUAGCCGGGAAGCUAUAACCUUUGAAGAAGAUUUGACUAGUGAAGAUGAGAGUGAUAUAAUAAUAAAUAGUAAAGUAGAUUAUACUCUACAAGAUAUGUCAAUAGACUGUAGCAAAUCAAGAAAGUCAAAGAAUAAAAAUUUAAGUAAAUUAGAAAAAUUCAAACAAAAAAUACUACCCAAAUCCAAAAUUUCAAAGAAUGCUCCUAUUCGAAAACUACGUUCUAAGUCAAAGCCGACUUCCAUAGUAAAACUUCAAAAGAUGACCGAAGUGGAUGCUAUUGCAAUAUUAAAUAAUAAAUCAGCUUACGAACAUGCAGCAAAAGUAUUGGCAGAAAUCAAAUCAAAGGAAAAGGUUUCGGCAAAUAAAGAACGUAUUACUAGAAAGGCCAAAAAAAUGGUAACUGGCAAAAAUGAUAAUGUAAACGAUAUUGACUGCGUAGAGAAGCAUAAACAUAUUGCUGAAAAAGAAAAAAAGAAUCCUGAAAAACAUACAAAACGGAAGUCGAAUGACCAGCAAUAUGAAAAGCAUUCGGAAUCAAUUGAAGAUGUUGGUUAUACCACGAGAAGUCGCAGUCGUAAGCUCAGCAGUAAUUGUGUUUCACCCCCCCAAAUAGAUACAAGGGAGGCCAGUACAUCGGAAGAAAAACGUAAAAGAUUAAAACGUGGGGCUACCGAUAGUCCAAUUGUCGGUUCCAAGAGAGUCCUGCGUAGUUCUAGUAUUCCAGACACGUUCGUUGAUUUAGAUACUGUAAAUAAAGCUGUAUCAUAUGAUAUAGCUGAAACAGUUUCAGUUAAAGGCCGAAAUCGUAAAAUAUCCACUAGCUCAAAUGAAAGUGGGGAACAAAACAAUAAAGUUCGAAACGUUUUCAAUUCAAAUAAAAAAGUUCAUAAUAGAAAAUUAUCCAAGAGUGAAAAUGAAGAACAAAACGAUAAAAUUAGUAACAUUUCCGAUUCACCUUAUAAAAUUCAAAAUCGAAAAUUAUCCAAGAGUGAAAGUGAAGAACAAAACUAUAAAAUUAGUAACAUUUCCGAUUCACCUAAAAAAAUUCAAAAUCGAAAGUUAUCCCAGCUUGAACAUGAUGAACAAAACAUAAGUGAUAUUAUUAAAAACGUUUCUAACGCACCUAAUAAAAUUCAAGAUCAUAUAAUAUCUGAUGUGAAUAAUGCAAAAGACGAACGUAACAAAAGUUCAGAAGUAACAGAUUUGGAGCCUAUACCUAGCCAAAUUAGCCAUCCAAGGCAAAGUAUUCUUUGUAGGAUGCUAGAAAAACAUGGCCGACGGGACCCGAAGUCCUCUAAUAAAAGAGUUCCUGAUAAAAUCAUAAAUAGUAUUUGUAAAAAGUUAGAAGACGGCAUUGCUUCAAUAAAUGAACUACCCUCGGGUAAAGUUAAACCAGCCAUGAACAAACUUGCUGAUGAAGUGCAAAGCUGGAAUGUGAAGCAUUUCAUGUUAGGCUUCAUGAAAUACCUGAAGGAUCCAGAUCGGAAGAGAGAACUGUACAGCAAAGUGAAUUCUCCUCCUGCACCACCAAUGACCAAAUCUGAGCAGGUCCUGUUGUACAUAGUGAGGCAAAUGGAAAUACAGACACCAAACACAGUCAAUGAUAUCCUCACUCAUAUAGAAUUUUCACUAUUCCAAUUGAAUAGGACCCCUGAGUUCGAAGUUAUCGAAAGCUUAUCGCAUUUUUAUGCAUUGCUGUGUCGAUACUUUGGAUUAAAGAGCCGUUUAAGACUAUUUUUACUUGACGCUAUGUACUGUGUACAAUUUAAAGUAGUUCCACUCAUCAAGCAGUGCUUGGAUGUAUGGAUGCAUAUAUUGCCUCUAGCACACAUGGGAAUUGCCAAGAGUCCAUUAGUGACUUGCCUAGUAUACCUUCUACAUUUCUACAAGUGUGAGGAUAGAUUUAACAGGGUUCAAGAAAUUAGAAAUAUAUUGAAUCGAAAAUAUUUCUAUGAAUUCGCUGACUGGAAUGAAAAAACGAUUUUGGAAAUGUUCAAAAAUGCCAUCAAAGAUGUUCGAGAUAUUCCAAUAGAAAAGAAAAUGUUGAGAACAGCUCUGAUUAUCCUCGGAAAACGACACGGACCUAAAUGGUGCCACAACAAUAUCAUUAAAAAUAUGUUGAUGCCUAUGAUCGAAAGGGAGGGUGUCUCGAUGAAGAUAAAGCAGUUCUGUGUGCAGUUGCUAGGCGCCCUGCUCAAACCUUUCCCUGCAGACAUGAAGGUCCACUUCGAGAUCGCCGUCAACCACUUACACGACAUGCUUCAACAAGAUCCACCAGAUGCCAUGAAAGAAGCGAUAUUUACAAGUUUAAUAUACAUUAACCACCACAACCCGAAUCGUGUGAUCCGAUCGCUACUCUCCUGGAUGCCGAAACAAGUUUCUCCAGAAUUCGAGCAACUUUUGCGGGACUAUGUUAGAGGAAAACCACUGCGAUCAUGGAAGAAAAUUUUAACGAAUAUAAAAAUGUAAAAAUAGAUUUUAAGUUUUUAACCAUAGACUUAGAAAAAUAAGAAGUGUUUAGUCAGUGCAUUAUGUGGUAUUACUAUUUUCGGUUAAAUAAUUUACAAAAAAAGAAAUU